This is a messenger RNA of Thalassophryne amazonica, 2796 nucleotides long. RefSeq names its product TAP binding protein like (gene tapbpl). The transcript has 8 exons. The coding region runs from base 253 to 1542 and encodes 429 amino acids. Lineage: Eukaryota; Metazoa; Chordata; Actinopteri; Batrachoidiformes; Batrachoididae. The record is from RefSeq and is a predicted model, not a curated record. Gene Ontology annotation, biological process: antigen processing and presentation of endogenous peptide antigen via MHC class I. Gene Ontology annotation, cellular component: membrane.
CUUUAAAUUGCGCAUGCGCCACACAGGGACACACGCAACACUGUUUAAUGGUUAGACCGCAUUUAUUGCUGUAUAAAGUGGUGUAAUGCUGACGGUGUGUUGAAAAAAGUUUGUAUAAAUGAUCAGAGAGCCUCGUCCCGCAGUGAGCUGCUGGUAGGUCCUUCCUAAAACCAAAAGUGAAAGUUCAGCUGCAGCUUUGUGUUUUCAUCUCAUCUUGGAUCUCUGCAUUAGAAAAAGACGGAAAACUGCAUAAUGACGAUUGAAGUCUUUUUAUUUGGAUGCUUCUUGACCUGCGUUUGUGCUGAGGGCGUUGCCGAUGUCGUGCUAUCCUGCAGCCUAGUGGAGGAUGGAAUCGGUUUCAGUCAGACUCCAGCGACUCUUGUCUUAAGAGACAUUUCAGUCGGUCCAGAGGAGCCACUGGAAAUGCUCACUCCCUUCGUCCCACCUUCAGUUCCUGAUCCGAAUGCCAUCCUGUUUGAGGCCCGAGCGGGACCAUCAACUGAGAUCCCCAACGGAGACUUGUUGCUCCAUGCAGAUUGCAAUGAGCAAGAGGUGAUGUGUGAAGUAAGCCGGUUUUCCCCCCACCGCUCCAAAGAAGGCUCAGAACUGACCUAUUUCAUGGUGUCCCUAAACGUGAAAGGAGGGGGGUUCAGCACUGCUUUGAUUCUUCAGCCUUUGAAGAUCGAGAACGAGCCAUCAGGGGCAAAGCCCCUGAUACAAAACAAACUGGGCUUGCCUCUUAGCCAAGGUGGAACUCUGCUGACUGAAGUGGUAUUCCUGGUAUUUUCUCACACUAAGUCUGUUACUGCCCCUGUGAGAGGUGAUGCUCUCCUCGCUUGUGGCUUCAGACAGCAGGAGAUGUCCCGAACGCAGGAAGUGGGCGUUGAAUGGCGGCUGCAGCACAAAGGAAAGGGGCAAAAAGUGCUUGAGAUGAGGACAAGUCAGGCUGGAACAGACGUGAACACAGUGGUGAAUGUUCAGAGGAAGGGCUCAAGUGUGGACGCCGCCCUGGUGGUUAGUGAUGGUAAUGCCUCUAUGGCUCUGACCAACCUGAUGGUUUCGGACGUGGGGACAUAUAUCUGUACAGUCAGUGUCGGCUCUUUCUACGCCCAGCAGGUCAUCCAGCUCCAUAUUACUCAGCCGCCCCAUGUUUCACUGUCUGAGGAGAAGCUGGUUUUGAAGGAAGGAUCACAACAAACCCUGAGCUGCCACUGCACAAAGUACUAUCCACUGGACGUUCAGAUGGAGUGGUUAUGGUCCGUUCCCACAGAUGCAGAGCCCGCUGGGCUUCCAGAUCAGGGCUCUCUCUCCAGCCAUCGGCAGCAUGGUGACGGCACGUACUCUCUGACCUCUCACGUCAUUGUGCCCUCCAGUAUCUCUCCUGGAACCGCCAUCACCUGCAGGGUGUCUCACCCAGCCCUGGACACACCUCUCUCCGUUACAGUGGUGGUAGAAAGUCCAGAACCAGGUUCAGAUUCCUACUGGUUCAUUCUGGGGUUCCUGGUCAUCACUGGACUGUUCUUCUACCAGGUCAUGAGAUAAGUCAGUCAAUCCAUCUGAGCAUCAUGACCUCAAACCAAGACCACAAGGACUUUAUUUUCUGCUUUCUAUCCUAAAUGAAAUUAAAUAAAAUUUUAUGUAUAUAAAUGUCAUAAUUUGAUAGAGGGAGAGAGAGGAAGUUUUUUUUAAAAUACUCUUUGCCAUUCUCUUUUUUUCUGAUCUUACUACCCCUAUACAAGUGCACAUGUAGUAGCAUAUCCGUAAACAGGGGGCAACCCCCCCACGAGACCACGGAAACCAUAUUUUUCAUGCUAAAAAUAAAUAAAAUGGAACUCAGUGGGAGAAAUCAUUUAAAAAAAAAAAAAAAAAAGAUCUGUAUCUGGCUCAAAAAUGUAAAACUCGCAAAAGACGACUCCUCAAAAUGUCAUUAAAAUCCAGUCAUGUGUUUUGAGAUAUCAUUCCAAUAUUUCAAUGUUACAAAUAAACCAAAAACUUUAUGUUGAUGUCUUCCUGACCGCUGUUACUUCUGUCAAACCCGAGAAACAUAAAAAUUUAACAUUGGGAUAAACAAAUCUGAUUGCAUGUUUUCAGUCUUAUUUGUUUUUCUGGUAACAGUUUAGGGCUCGGACAAGAAAAAAGUAGGUAAGCGGAUGAGAGAGUUCAACCCAGCCAGCUUGAAAACCAAUAUCGCAUAACCUCUACUGCCCUCCACUGAUCGGUACAAUAAUUACGAGCAAGAACAUUAUCCAAAUGUUGGUCAAACAUAUUACUGCAGUUACAAACAAAUCUCUCUCUCAGGGUAGAAGGAUUACAUUAGAUUAUUACUGCAGACUUUUCCUGACUUUGCAUCACUGCUUUACAUAAACUACACUUGAAAAUAAAGCAGCAACAAACCAUCUGGGAUAUGACCUAAUUUAUGUAUUUAAUAUACAGGCCGCAUAAUAUUAACCUUCCCUGCAAAAAGUGUCACUUUUUAAAACAUGCUCCUGGUACUUGAGUUAUAUUGUUUAUUUUGAUAUUAUUUUAAAAAAAAAAGUGCAGAAAUGCUGAAAAAUUGAUUUGCAUAAGUUCAUUAGGUAAGUUUUCUGUUUGAUCAUUUCUCCUGCCAGAGAGCAGGCGUGAGCGGAGGUUUGAUGUCGGAGCACACAGGCUCCUAAAUCACUCAAUGAAGGACCUCAGUCUGUUUGCUGUAAACUGGUUGGAAGCUUGCAUGCUCCCAUUUUUUUUGUAACAAGUUCUGUUGAUUAAUGGUAUUAUGUCAUGUCUCACUGGUGUAAAUAAAAGGUGUUUCUUUGU